AUGAAGGGCAUCCAAGUCAAGGAAUAUGUUCAGGGUCCUCAAGACCUCAAGGUCACCGAUCUCCCUGACCCAUCUCCCAAACCCGACCAAUACCUGAUCGCCGUUCACGCCGCUGCCACGAAUUUCUUCGACUUGCUCCAGAUCCGUGGCAAAUACCAACAUCAGCCUCCUCUACCAUGGGUAUCCGGUGCCGAGUUCUCUGGUGUUGUUCUCAAGGCUCCCCAGUCAUUGCCAGGAGGAAAGAAGCCCACAUUCAAGGAAGGAGAUAAAGUCUUUGGUGCUUCUCAAGGUGCCUAUGCUACCAAGGUUUGCGCCACCGAGGCACAAUUGAGGCCCAUGCCCAAGGGUUGGAGCUACUUUGAGAGUGCCGGCCUGAUGGUCACCGCUCCCACAAGUUACGCUGGUCUGGUUACAAGGGCUGACAUCAAGAAGGGUGACUGGGUUCUGGUGCAUGCUGCUGCUGGAGGUGUGGGUCUCGCGGCGGUCCAGAUUGCGAAAGCCUUUGGCGCCACAGUCGUCGCUACAGCUGGUACACAACACAAGCUCGACGUUGCAAAGUCGUUUGGCGCAGAUCACUUGGUCGACUACAGACAAAAGGACUGGCCGGAUAAGGUCAAGAAGCUGACUCCCAAGGGUCGCGGUGUCGAUAUCGUCUAUGAUCCUGUUGGUCUGAUUGCUCAGAGCAUGAAGUGCACAGCUUGGAACGGGCGAUUGCUAGUCAUUGGAUUUGCAGCAGGCGACAUUGAAAAGAUGGCCACAAACAGAAUCCUGCUGAAGAACGUCAGCGUCAUGGGUCUGCAUUGGGGUGCCUAUGCUACCAACGAACCAGAACAGAUCGAGGUGGUAUGGAAGGGCCUGUUUGAUCUGAUGGACAGUGGCAAGUUCCGCGGGACGUGUUAUACAGACAAAGAGUUUGUCGGGCUCGAGACAAUUCCCGAAGCGCUGAAAGCACUUGGAGCACGCGAUACUUGGGGGAAAGUGGUGGUCAAGGUGCCGCAAGAAGGACAGAGCAGGUUGUAG
Messenger RNA from Aureobasidium namibiae CBS 147.97, 1020 nucleotides. RefSeq names its product zinc-binding alcohol dehydrogenase-like protein. Gene Ontology annotation, molecular function: zinc ion binding; oxidoreductase activity. NCBI's taxonomy places the organism in Eukaryota, Fungi, Ascomycota, Dothideomycetes, Dothideales, Saccotheciaceae. The transcript is spliced from 3 exons. Gene Ontology annotation, cellular component: mitochondrion. The coding region runs from base 1 to 1020 and encodes 339 amino acids. The record is from RefSeq and is a predicted model, not a curated record.